This is a messenger RNA of Drosophila miranda, 1096 nucleotides long. RefSeq lists its product as uncharacterized. Bases 54 to 1019 code for a protein of 321 amino acids. Lineage: Eukaryota; Metazoa; Arthropoda; Insecta; Diptera; Drosophilidae. The transcript has 5 exons. The record is from RefSeq and is a predicted model, not a curated record.
AGCGCUCCGUCUACACCAACAACCCAUCGCCGCAAGCAAGCUUGCGUGACGGCAUGAGUGGGGGGCAGCUGUCCCAACGCAUGAGCAACAUCUCGCUGUCCGACGGCACGGACUACGUGGGCCACAUGGAUCGCGGCAGCAGCUCCAGUCUCGCUAGCAGCGCCAUCGUUGGCACCAACACCAUCACCAGCGGCAUUUCCAAGGAGUGCGCCAAUUACCCCGUCGGCAGUCAGUCGGCCCGUCCAUACGUCCAACUGCCGGGCAUACACAUUUCCAACCCUCCCCAGUACGGGCCAGGGAAUAUGCAGGAAAUAGACGCAGGCAAAAUGGCGCACAACGGCAAGGCACUCACAGGGCGCUACAAUGCCACGCCCACCUAUGGCUUCGACCACGAGCAGAACUACUGCCUGUUGCCGUCUCCAAUGCCCCCUCCACCAUACGCCUUGGCACGCGUGAGCAGCACACGCAACUUCGAGAUCGAGAACCACACACCGCCGGCAUGUCCCGGCUCUGGACCCAUUGCCAUGACUAACGGCACCAUUCAGUUGCGCCUCCGCGAUGGCGUGCGCAUUGACAUGACUCUGGACAAGGCGGUGCGCGUGCUCAAUCAGCGCAGCAUGGUGGCAGUUGCUCUAUCACGCAACUGCAGCAACUCGGCUUUGAUCCACCCCAAUGGACGCAUCUUGCAGAGCGGCGCUAAAGUCGAAAUAGUCACCUACGACGGCAUGAAGGGCAAUAACUUUGUUCGCUAUGCCAAGAUGUGGUACAAGGGUGUGAGCUUCACCAGCGAGGCGUGCGCUCUCAUCUACCUGGUGGACACAGCCGGGACGCGCACCACAACCGACACUUUCACCGAUCUGACCAAAGACUACACCCUGGCAGUGUUCUAUGAGUCUGGGUUCCGAUUGCUCGACAUGGGCGCAACACAGCCAUACCACCAACCCCCAGGGAAUACUAGAUGUCUUUCGUUUACCAUUGCCUACAUAUAUAUCAUGCCGUAUAUAUGCGUGUAUUACUAGUUGUUAUUGCAAAUCGGGAGCGCUUUCCUGCUUCCCCAAAUCAGUUGGCCAAAUCAGACCGAUCUCAAGCUGAAGCG